AUGUCGUCGCCGACUCCUUCCCUCUCCUCGAGGGAAUAUAGAUCUCCCUCACCACCACAAAGUCCCAAACUCGACUUUUCGCUAACACCGAAAUCAAAGCUUAAAGCUCUCCUAGCUCAAUUCUCGGAUUCGGAUGAUGAACCGACUUCUAAACGUGUUACGACCAGGAGGGGUAUAUCGGAUGACGACGAUGAAGAUGACGAGGAAGAUGUACCAGUCGCUCGAUCCCGUGCGAGAGUUACUAAGAUCAUUGGAUCUGAUGAUGAUGAUGAAGAUGUUGAGAUGGAGGAUGCGGAUGCGAAUAUUUCGAGUAAUAAGAUAAAUGCGGCCGAUAGAUUGCGACAGAAGCUAUCCAAGGGAGCACUGGGGAAAGAAACGACACCUGAACCUGACCAAGACGACGAAGAUGGCGAAACGACACCGAAGCCAGCUCGAAGACGGAUACUGAAAAAGAAGCAGUCGCCGAUACAAUCUCCUGUUACAUCUCCGAUCCGCGUAUCCGAUUCGGAAUCUUUAGACCUCAAUGCCAUCGAUUUUACGAUAAAGCCGAAGAAGCAGAAGAAGGCUGAAAAGGGGAAAGGAAAAGCUUCCGAGAAGAAGAAGAAGAGCAAGAAGUCGAAGAAGCUGGUGGUCGCGGGCAGUGAUAGUGGAUCUGAACCCAACCCACAUGGCUCGGACUCUGAUGACGCUUCUUUGGGCAGCUUGGAUGAAGACGAGAAUGCAUUUAUCGCAGAGUCGAGGCUUCAGCAACUGGUAAACCAGAAACGAAAGGCCAAUAAGAAGAAGGAGGACGAAGAAGAAGCUAAGCGGCAAGCUAGGCUUGAAGCAUCGGAUCAACUUCAAGAUGCGGAUUUAAUGUUCAGCGAUGAAUCCGGCGGGGAAGCAGGGAAAAAGCAGAGGAAGAAGCCAGCGGCUAGGAAAGCUUCAAAGAAGGCAUUAUUCGAGAUGCGAGCGGAGACGCAGAGGAUGGCCAGGAACCAGGACUUUAACCUCGAGCCGAUUAAGAAGGUCGUACACAGCGUCGACAGCUUGUGGGCAAAGUUUGGUCUCAUAAACCCGAAUGCAAAACCUGAGCCCGUAAAAGCAGAGAUACCGCUGCCAGAGCCGUCGAGUUCAGUGCCUAUUACUUCCCAAAUGGAACAAUCUAGCCCGCCUACCACUCUCGGCACAUCGCCUACGGCCAAGGUCAAUAAAGAAGAAGAAGCACAGCGCGAACCUCUAAUUGGUGAUGAUGAUGUCGUUAUCCAGGAUGACGACGAUGACCUCCCCACUUUGGAGCAAUUGAUGGCAGAGCCCCAACAGCCGAAAAAGGAGGAACCAGUCAAGAAAGGGAAGGAAAAGGCGGUCGACAAAGAUAUCGAAAUGCUUGACCUCCCUAAAGGCAAGAAACUUGGCUUUGCCAGCCUGCCGAAGAACAAAACCGGUAACAAACGAAAACCAUUUGUUGAGUUUGUGGUACCGGCUACAAGCAGCCAGGACCCUGACGAUUCUGAUGAACUAGAGAUCUUACCGCCACAGCCUAAAAAACCAGUAGCAAAGAGCGACCCUCUGAAGGACCUGAAGAGACUUGCUAACCAGGGUGCUGACCGCGCGAAACUGAGGGGGCGGUAUGCGAAAGGUCCUGUACGGGAUGAUAAUUGGCAGGAUGAUCUUAUCAAGAAGGCGAAACAGCAAAUCAAGGCGGAUGAAGCCGCGAAGAGGGAAACGUUUCGCAAACAGGGUCUAUCUGUGCCGACUCAAGAGGAGAUUAUCAAGGAGGCAUCAUACAAAGAGGAUCUGGUCGAGAAGGCACGCAAUGAGGCACUGGAACAGAAGGAUAGGGAGAGGAGAGAGGAAGCACAGAGGCGAGGUAUCAAGUUGGCUGAUUUGUCGGAUAGUGAUGAUGAGGACUAUGAGGGUAGUGGAAGCGAAGACGAUGAGGAGGAGGAAGGUGGCGUGGCAUUUUCAGGUAGCGAAAGUGAAGGAGAGGAGGAAGAGGAGGAAGAGGAGGUAGCUGACGAAGAGAUGGGAGAGGCUGAGCAGGAGGACGAGUCAGCCAGCCCGCCUUCUGCUCAGCGUUCAUCAAGCCCCAUUCGUCUCUCCAGUAUGCGCGACAUGGCAGAGUCAGACGACGAGGAUGCUCUUGAGAGUGCGGUCUCUCAAUCACGGCUACGACGGCGGGGCAGGGCAGUGGUGAACGACGAAGAUGAGGAAGACGAAGAUGAGGAAGGUGACAGGACAAUCACCCAGAUCCCGUCUUUGCUGGAGACACCUAAAAAGGCAGUAUCCUUUGGGACUACAGAGCUACCUAUGGGGCUUACCCAGAUGUUUAACUCUUCUACCCCCUCCCAGGUAGUCUCCCCGAUGAAAGAUCAGUCCAAGAUGUUUGGCGGGUUGGGGAACCAGCCUCCAGUUAUGGGAUUGACACAGAUGUUCGACUCUCAAGGAGACUCGCAACCUGCAAACCCUUUCGCGAACCUCCAGUCGGAAGCCCCGGUAUUAGGACUCACGCAGAUGUUCAAUUCGCAGGCGGGUUCUCAAACAUCCCCUCAAAAGGAUAACCCAUUCAUUGCACUAGGAAACAAAGCCCCUGUGAUGGGACUGACCCAGAUGUUUGAAUCCUCUAUGGAUGAGGGAGACGCUGGUAAUCGAAUGGACAUUCUCCGGGGGAACAUCCCCGAGGACCUUAACAUCUCCCAAGUGCCCCUCGAUAUGAACAUACGAAGCAGUCCGAAAUUCGAUAGCACGCAAAAUAAUUCAUUGCUAGAUCUCGAAUACUCACAAAGCCAGAUCGAAUAUGAACCGGAAUCGCUACUUGGUGAUGGUUUGGCCCUUUCAACACAGAUGUCGUUUGCCCCAGAACCGGAUAUGGGCUUCCAGUAUAAUCCGAAGGAUGCGCCUCCACGAUUUAGGGAAUCGAGUCAGGCGACGAUUGUGUCUGAUUAUCAUAGAGGAAUUGUACAGAGUGGUCUUACUGAGGCUACUGUGCUACUCUCCCCGGAACCUUCGAUGCCGAGGAAGAAGAAGGGCAGGCUAGUGAGGAAGAAUAGAGUGGAUGGGAGCGAGAAGGGGGAGAGCGAUGCUGAAGGGGUCAAGUCGGGCUCUGAAGAGCAGGCUGAUGCUUUUAGCGUUCUUGGGAAAAAGCCUAAGAAUGUGGUUGAGACGUAUGAUAAAAAGGCUAGUGGCGCAAAGAAUAUGUUCCAAGAGGCUGCCGAGGAGUCUGAAGAUGAAUACGCCGGAUUGGGCGGCGGCAGCGACGAUGAAGAAACCGAUGAAGAGGCUCUGGCGGAGAUGGAGGAUAUGAUCGAUAAUGAGACAAAAGAUGAAGAUGAUGGUGCUCAUGCCGAAUUGGAUUUAAAGAGGGCUGUUGCAGAAGACGAAAAGAUGAUCCAGAAGGUCAUGAAAGAUGUCAAAAACAAGAAGCUAGGCAAGAGGGGCGGCUAUGAUCUCGAUGAUGAUUCAGAAGAUGAAGCGCGAGAUCGUAUGCUCAGGCGUCAGAAAAAGAAUGAAGCGGAGAGAAGGAGGAUAUUGAUGAUGGAUGACAACAUUGCGAAACUUGACCACAACCCUAAGCGUCAGGCUUUCUUGAAAACCAUUGAACAGACUAAGGGCGAAAGAAACUUCUUGGACGACGAAGAUGAGGAUGACGAAUAUGAUUUUGCCGUCCAUGAGGAUUCACAAACCCCGAACGAGGAGCAAGAGUCCAUUAUUCAAGUUCCUGAUAGCCAAUCAGGCGGCGAAUCUGCACCAUUAUCGAAUCAACCCGUCAUUGAGGUCCCAGACAGCCAACAAAUGGUCGCCGAAACCCCACAAGGUCAUAAGAUCGGAAACCCGCGUCGCACGGGACCUUCUAAAAAGCGUAAACAGCAUGCGCAACUUCUUGUCCAACGUACCGUCUCAUCCCUCCUAGAUGAUGGUACAGACAGAUACCACGUGGAGGGCGGAUCGGACUCCGAUUCAGAUCUCGAGAUAGAAUCCUAUGAAGAAAUCUCCAAGCGUCGUAAAGUCAACUUUAUCGAUCGUGUCGCAGUAAAGCGAGGUGCUACUACCACUAGCGAAACUGCGAAGCUUGCGUUCCACCAGGGGAAUACGGAUCCUACUGGACAAUUCAGGCUUCCGCUGUUGAGAAGGACGACUACGAAUGAUAUUAGUGAAACAACUACCGUUGCGCCUAAAGCUGCUUUUGUGGAGACUACGACCAAGAUGGGGAGGGGUAAAGCUAGCGGGGCAAGUAUCAAUUUCCAGGCCAGGGAAGCUACGAGGCAGAAGAAUUUGGAGAAGGCGACGAAUUCGAGUGGAAGGAGGCGGGAGGAGAAGAAAGUUAUGGGAGCGAGAAGGGCGGAUGCUGCGAAUAUAUUUAAUGCUGGCGGGUUUUCUUAA
This is a messenger RNA of Orbilia oligospora ATCC 24927, 4359 nucleotides long. RefSeq lists its product as uncharacterized. The record is from RefSeq and is a predicted model, not a curated record. Lineage: Eukaryota; Fungi; Ascomycota; Orbiliomycetes; Orbiliales; Orbiliaceae. The coding region runs from base 1 to 4359 and encodes 1452 amino acids. The transcript is spliced from 2 exons. Gene Ontology annotation, molecular function: anaphase-promoting complex binding. Gene Ontology annotation, biological process: mitotic DNA replication checkpoint signaling; activation of protein kinase activity; mitotic G2 DNA damage checkpoint signaling.